This is a messenger RNA of Camelina sativa (false flax), 6591 nucleotides long. The record is from RefSeq and is a predicted model, not a curated record. NCBI's taxonomy places the organism in Eukaryota, Viridiplantae, Streptophyta, Magnoliopsida, Brassicales, Brassicaceae.
ACCAGUCUCUCUCUCUCUCUUGUGCUUAUCUAUCUCUAACGGCAGAGCUGACUCAGUUUUCUCCGGCAUUGACUCGCCUGAGAAUCAGAAGCUCAGACCUGAUUCUUAUGUUGAUGUCGCCUUAAAAUGAGUGUUCAUCCUUCUAGCCUGGUUUUGGUGUUUGGGGAGAGCUAGGAGAGAGUCAAGGUGAGUAGGUAGAAACAAUUUGUGGAGAAUUUGGAUUAGGUAUUGCAUUAGUGAUAGGGUUGAAGGGGUAGUGAUUUUCUAGGGCUUAUUAGUUUGGUAUGAAUUCGAGGGCUGAUGAUCCUGGGGAUAGCUAUUUUCGAGUUCCUUUGGAGAAUCAAACUCAACAAGAGUUCCAACUCAGGGGUUCUUGGAUUCCAUUUACACCCAAGAAACCUCUGCAAGGUACAUCAAGUCUGAUCGUAGAUGAGAGAGUGAUGCACCAGGAUCUAAAUGGGGUUCCUCCAGGUGGUGAGUUUGAAGAGAGGGGAUUCUGCAACAGUGGUGCUUUACGUGAUCUUAACUAUGCGGUGCAGGGAAUGGAUCAAAAUGGGGUUUAUAACCAUGGUGCUCAUCAGGGGGUGACAAACACAAAUAGGGUGGUUAAUAACUUAGAAGGAUCAUAUGCUCAAGGUAGGAGUAAUAGUGAGAGAGAUCUUUUGGGCAGGAGUGAUGCAAAUUCUCCUUUAGCACCUGUUAUUAGAAACACCACCGGUAACGUAGAGCUGGUCAAUGGAAAAUUUACUUCAGAUGUGGGUAUGGUAAACAGUUCUUUCGUCCAAAGUGGUAGUUCUCAAGCUGGCUGUACAGAGUUUGAAUUGGACGACUUGUUGGAUCCCGUACAGAUGCCCUUCUCCUUCACAAGCCUGCUGAGUGGUGGGGAUCACUUAUUCCAGAUGGAACUCCAGCGUGUAGCAAGCCUCUUUAACAAUUUGAAUUCACCAAUUAGAAGAGAAGUAGUUGGGUCCGUCUUUCAAAGUUCGUUUCAAUCUGUACCGUCAACGCCCAGUCUGUGCAGAACUGGUGAAAAGAGUGGAUUCCUUGAAAAGAUAACUACUACCACUGGACAUGAAAUCACAGAGCCGAAAUCUGACAAAAGUAUGAAGAGCAUUGUGGACUCGUCUGUUGUUAAUUCGACGGAGGUUACUAAACAAAAUGAUGGCAGGAGACAAGAUGUUCUGGAUUUUGAUCUGAACAUGACACCUCAGCAGAAACCCUCCAAAAGGAAAAAGAAGUUCAUGCCCAAGGUGGUUGUGGAAGGCAAACCUAAAAGGAAGCCACGCAAACCUGCAACUCAGGAGAAUAUGAAAUCUAAAGAAACGGGGAGUAGCAAAAGGAAGAAAGCUCAAAAGAAAAACUUGGAAGAAUCAACUACUAAAAAGCAAGCCAAUGUUGGACGUAUGAGCAACAAAAUCCCUGAAGUCAGACUCAAAAGUUGCAGAAAAGCUUUGAAUUUUAACUUGGAGGAUUCUGGAGAUGCGAGGCAAGGUGACUCUGUGGCUGAAUUUGUCCAGAGUGGCUCAAAGUCAUUUUCUGAGAUCAGAGAUGCCACUGGUGGAACUAGUGGUAGUUUCCCGAUUUCAGCAACACAAAUAGAGCAGAGCAAUGAAUUGGUGGCUUCGAACCAGCCACUUGAAGCGUCAAUGGGAAACCAGCCAGAAAAACUACCCAGAGUAUUACAAGAAAAUUAUACACAAUUACUGGCCAGAGACCAACAACCUGAACUAUUGAUAGGAAAUCAGCAACCCCAGUUCCCAGUGGCAACCGAUAACACCCAGUUCCCAGUGGGAAGCCAACAAGCUUGGCUUCAGAUGAAAAAUCAACUCACCGGCUUUCCAUUCGGUAACCAAAAACCUCCCAUGACCAUAAGAAACCAGCAACCUUGUUUGGCCAUGGGUAAUCAACAACCUGUGUAUCUUAUAGGAACUCCACAGCCUGCAUUGGUGAGUGAAAGCCAGCAACUAGGAGGUCUCCAAGGGAACAAGCAGCCUAUAUUUUUGAAUCAGCAGACUUGUUUACCUGCUGGAAAUCGACAAUAUGGAUCACCGGCAGACUUGAAUCAGCUUGUUAUGUCAACCGGAGGGCAACAACAUGGACUACUUAUCCAAGAUCAACAGCCUGGAUUUUUGCUGAGAAACCAGCAACCUGGAUCAUCAAUGAGAGGCCAGCAGUGCUGUGUACCUUUGAUGAACCAGCAACCUGGAACUCUAAAAGGUUUUACUCACUUGAAUCGGAUGGUAGCUGCCUGCAUGUCAUCACCUGGGCUUCGACGUCAUUUUCAGUCACAAAUUCCUGCAAAAAAUCUUCAUGCGGAAUCUGUUACCAGGAGUUUGAAUGGGACUGCAGGUACAUGUCAGAGAAGCAGCACUACUGGUACUUUACAGCAAGAUAUCCAUCAAGGAAAUGAGUACAUCCCGUCUCAUGAGAGAUCCAAUGGUGAUUACUUUGACGUAUGCAAGAAAGAAUUAUCUCAAAACUCUUAUUUACCAACUCCAUAUAUGGCUAGUCUUGAGGAAGCCAGAGGCUCGAAGAGACAGUAUCAUCGUGCAUUGGGACAGGUGCAUAACCAUGAUCUAAACUUAGCAGGUCGUUGGCCCUCUCUCCAGCGGAUUGCUCAAUCACAAGAUGUGGAGAGACAGAACAGCACAACGUGUGCGGAAUAUUCUGAUGCUGCAAAGAAAAUUAAAAUCCAGAAAGUAGUCCACGCAAAUCUGCAUGGCAUGCCACCUGAGGUAAUAGAAGUCGAGGAUGAUCCAACUGAUGGGGCAAGAAAAGAUAAAAAUAUUGCCAGCAUCAUUAAAAGUGGGCCUAAAGCAGUUUCGUGUCUAGUUCAGAAGUCCGCAGAUAAUGAGAAACUUAUUGUCCCAAAAACGCCAGCAAGAAAGGGUCAUGCAGGGAGAAAAAAAUCAAUACCUCCGCCUACUCAUGGCUCAGAGAUCCAGCUUUGGCAACCUACUCCUCCAAAGAAACCUUCAUCAAGAGGUAAGGCUAAAGAGAAAGGGAGGACAUCCGUACCAGAUACAGGAAAAUCACGAGGUCCAUCAGGAGAACUUAAAUGUGAGGAUUCUAUUGCAGAAAUAAUAUACAAAAUGCAGAAUCUCACCCUAGGAGAGAAAAGCAGAGCACAAGAGCAAAAUGAACUUGUCCUGUACAGAGGAGAUGGUGCAGUUGUUCCAUAUGAGAGCAAGAAGAAAAAACCAAGGCCUAAAGUUGACCUUGAUGAUGAAACAGCUCGGAUAUGGAAUUUAUUGAUGGGGAACAGAGAAAAAGCUGGGGAUGAAGAGAUGGAUAAGAAAACAGAGAAAUGGUGGGAAGAAGAGAGGAGAGUUUUCCGAGGAAGGGCGGAUUCGUUCAUCGCCCGUAUGCAUCUUGUACAAGGAGAUAGACGUUUUUCACCAUGGAAGGGAUCGGUGGUUGAUUCGGUCAUUGGAGUUUUCCUUACCCAGAAUGUCACGGAUCACCUUUCAAGCUCUGCUUUCAUGUCUCUAGCUGCUCGAUUCCCUCCAAAAUUAGGCAGCAAUCGAGAAGAUGAAAGGAGUAUUAGAAGCGUAGUUAUUGAGGAUCCAGAAGGGUGCAUUCUGAACUUAAAUGAUAUUCCUUCGUUGCAGGAAAAGAUUCAAAAUCCAUCUGACAAGCAAGUUUCUGAGGUUGAUAGUGGAUCAAAAGAGCAACAAAGAGACUGUUCAAACUCUGGAAUCGAAAGAUUUAAUUUCUUAGAGAACAGUAGCCAGAAUUUAGAAGAGGAAGUAUUAUCAUCACAAGAUUCUUUUGAUCCUGCGAUAUUUCAGUCAUGUGGGAGGGUUGGAUCCAGUUCAUGUUCCAAAUCAGACGCCGAGUUUUCUACACCCAGGUGUCAAACAAAAACUGUCAGUGGAUCAUCACAAUCAGUGCAGACUGAAAGUCCGAACUUGUCUGUUGAAAAUUUUCUCCAAGAGAAUGAGAGACCGGUUCUAUAUGAAAGAUCUAGUGAAGUUCAUAUACAAGAAACUACAAAUGUCGUUCAGAAGAAACCUGAUCUUGACAAAACAAUGAACUACAAAGACCAUCUCUCUUUUGGUCAGCCAAGCAAUGAUACUAACUGGCAAAAAAAAGGACCGACCAAUCCUUUCAGUAGCUAUGAGCAGAGUACGAUUCGGCAGUCACAUGUGCUAGACAUAGAGGAUUUUGGAAUGCAAGGUGAAGGCCUUGGUUAUUCGUGGCUGUCCAUUUCACCAAGAGUUGACAGAGGAAAGAACAGAAAUGUACCUCGCAGAUUUUUCAGACAAGGUGGAAGUGUUCCAAGAGAAUAUUCAGGUCAGAUCACACCAUCAACGCCUCAUGAAUUACCAGGAAUGGGAUUUUCUGCUUCCGCAAGCACCCACGAAGUGCACCAGGGGGAUGCCCAACAUCAACCACAUGAGAUGAAUAAAGCAUCCCAUUUACAGAAAACAUUUAUGGAGCUGCUCAACUCUUCUGAAGAAUGUCUUACAAGACAGUCUAGUAGCACACAGAACAUCACAGAUGGCUGUCUACCGAGGGAUAGAACUCCUAAAGACGUGGUUGAAUCAAAUUCCAUAAAUAAAGAGCAGACGACAGUUGAAUACAACGAGACGAAUGCCACUAUUGUGCGAGAGAUGAAAGGGACUCUUGCUGAUGGGAAAAAACCUACAAGUCAGUGGGAUAGUCUCAGAAAAGAUGUGGAUGGGAAUGAAGGGAGAAAGGAACGAAGCAAAGACAGUUUGGAUUCCAUAGACUAUGAAGCAAUAAGACGUGCUAGUAUCAGUGAAAUCUCCGAGGCUAUUAAGGAAAGAGGAAUGAAUAACAUGUUGGCGGUACGAAUUAAGGAUUUUCUUGAGCGGAUAGUUAAAGAUCACGGUGGUGUCGACCUUGAAUGGUUGAGAGAUGUUCCUCCUGACAAAGCCAAGGACUAUCUCUUGAGCAUAAGAGGCCUGGGUUUAAAAAGUGUCGAAUGCGUGCGACUCUUGACACUCCACAAUCUUGCUUUCCCUGUUGACACGAAUGUUGGAAGGAUAGCCGUUAGGCUGGGAUGGGUGCCUCUACAACCUUUACCUGAAUCACUUCAGUUACACCUCCUAGAGCUAUACCCAGUGCUCGAGUCCAUCCAAAAAUUUCUUUGGCCAAGACUCUGCAAACUCGAUCAACGAACACUGUAUGAAUUACACUACCAGCUGAUUACGUUCGGAAAGGUUUUCUGCACAAAGAGUAGGCCAAAUUGUAAUGCAUGUCCAAUGAGAGGAGAAUGCAGACAUUUUGCCAGUGCUUAUGCUAGUGCAAGACUUGCUUUGCCGGCACCAGACGAGAGGAGCUUAACCAGUUCAACUCUUCCAGUCCCUCCCGAGUCCUUUACUCCUACAGCCAUCCCGAUGAUGAAACUACCUCCUCCGCUGGAGAAGUCCCUAACUAGGGGAGCACCAUCAAAUAGAGGAAACUGUGAACCAAUAAUCGAAGAGCCAUCCUCGCCCGAGCAAGAAUGCACUGAGAUAAUAGAGAGUGACACUGAAGAUGCUUACUACAAUGAGGACCCUGACGAGAUCCCAACAAUAAAACUCAACAUUGAACAGUUCGGCAUGACCUUACGGGAACACAUGGAAAGAAACAUGGAGCUCCAAGACGGUGACAUGGCCAAGGCUUUGGUUGCUUUAAAUCCAACCAAUACUUCUAUUCCAACUCCCAAACUAAAGAACAUAAGCCGUCUCAGGACAGAGCACCAAGUGUACGAGCUCCCGGAUUCACAUCCUCUCCUCAAUGGUAUGGAUAAAAGAGAACCAGAUGAUCCAAGUCCUUAUCUUUUAGCUAUUUGGACACCAGGUGAAACGGCGAAUUCGGCUCAACCACCUGAACAGAAGUGUAAAGGGAAAGCUUCUGGCAAAAUGUGCUUUGAUGAGACUUGUCUAGAGUGUAACAGUGUGAGGGAAGCGAACUCACAGACAGUUAGAGGAACUCUUCUGAUACCUUGUCGAACUGCUAUGAGAGGAAGGUUUCCGCUCAACGGGACUUACUUUCAAGUUAACGAGUUAUUUGCAGACCAUGAUUCGAGUCUCAAACCCAUUGAUGUUCCUAGAGAUUGGAUAUGGAAGCUACCUAGAAGGACUGUUUACUUCGGAACGUCAGUAACAUCAAUAUUCAGAGGUCUUUCAACGGAGCAGAUACAAUACUGCUUUUGGAAAGGAUUUGUAUGUGUCCGUGGAUUCGAAAAGAAGACAAGAGCACCACGUCCGUUGAUGGCAAGGUUGCAUUUUCCAGCGAGUAAAUUGAAGAACAACAAGACCUAAAGAUCAGUGGAAUAAGGAAUACGCAUUAUUAAUUCUCUGCUCCCCUCUAAAUAAAAAGACAAGCAAAAAGGCCUAUUUAGACAUUAAAAAAAAAAACAAACAAACAGGAAGCCAAUUUUUUCUUCUUUCUAAUUUCAUUCAUAGAGCAGAAGAGAGAAACAAAAGAAAAUAGCAAGCAGAGGAGUUUUUUUUUUAAGUUAUUUGUUUUCUCUGUAACAACAAAUGGGUCUCUCUGGUUGUCACUAGCGUGGCAGAUCCAAUGCCUAUGCACACUUCGGCAACAAGAGUUUUUAGCGUCUUUCAAACCAGCUGUUAA